UGUCGUGGUGGUCCAAUGGAAUCCUACUGAUGGGCCUAUUUUUCGCCGCCAGCGAAGCUUAUGGUCCACCGGUGCAUCCACGAUACGACUAUGUCGUUCAAGAUACAUAUUACAGAAGAGGUUCACCACCCUCAUACACAUCGCCACCACCAUCAUACACACCAUCAUACACUCCACCACCAUCAUCAACACCAACUUACGAGGAGCCAGAGCCGGUCCACUAUUGUCCCAAUGUCGCUGGUUUAGCCACGAGUUGCCGCCCUACUAAGGAUUGUUCAGUAUGGUAUGAUGAAGUUCUCGCCACGCCAUACACAGCUUGCAAAUUGAGUGAUGGAAGCGCAGGAUCCUGCUGUCCCGAUGUUCCCUAUAACUACAAGGGAACGCCAUUCAAGGAGCCUCCUGCCUGUGAGGGCGGAAUUGAAUUGGACGAUCAUGUUGGAUGUCUCGACGUAUUUUCUGUGAACGCAGCUGUUGACGCCGGUGAACUAGAGUUAAGAUUACACAAAGAAACAGCCAAGCGUCUCAAAGAUAACGACAUUGUCGUCAAAGCCGCUUCAGCCCGUGCUACACAUGCCCGUUUCUCCAACCCAUCAGAGCACGCUCGCCAAGUAAACACAGAAGCAUUCGUCGGUGUCCACACUGCCGUUGUUCUCGUUAAAAGAUUCAAGAUCAAAACCGAACAGGUUGGCUGCGCGUUGCACAAAUUCAAGCUGUCAGAAACCGAUCUGAAUCAAAAAUGUACCUCCGUAAGCAAGGCCCAUUGUAGUGAGGACAAAUUGAAUUCCACCUUCCGAAUGAUAGACGGUUCUUGUAACAACGAAAGACACUUCGUUUGGGGUCGUGCAGCCACUCAAUACCAUCGCAUGCUCGCUUCUGAUUAUGCUGAUGGUGUUUGGGCUCCCCGAAUCUCCAGAAGCGGUGCCGAACUUCCUAGUCCCCGUUUGGUAUCCACUACCUUGGUUCGUGAUGAAGACAAACCUAGUGAGUCGACGACAAUCUGGUUCAUGCAGUUCGGACAAUUUAUAGACCACGAUAUCGUCUCAACUCCAGAAAUGACGAACGAAGAUGGAACACCGGUUACCUGUUGCGGCGAAGAUGGAACACAUCUUCCGGACGCCGAUCGCAGUCACGGCAAAUGCCUUCCCAUCGACGUCCCUACGAACGAUCCAUUUUUCGCCAAAUUUGGCCGAACUUGCCUCCACUUUGUCCGAGCUAGCCUUGCGUGCAGGACCGAUCAUCAAUUGGGUCAUGCGGCGCAGCUCAACGACAACACCCAUUUCUUGGAUUUAUCGCUCGUUUAUGGCUCUAACGAUAAAACAGCAAGAGAGCUGCGGACAGGCGCGAACGGAGAACUGAAUGUCACGCUGAAACAGGGCAAAGGUUUCCACAAGUUUGACUUGCUACCUCAAAGCGAAGGUAGUCCUCUGCAAGCUCCUUGCACGUUACCCAGAGAACUGACAGGUGUUGAACCACCCCAAAAUGUCAGAUGCUUCAAAGCCGGCGAUGGCCGUCCUGACGUGACCCCCAAUAUGGCCACCUCGCAAAUUCUCUUCUUGCGAGAGCACAACAGGCUUGCAAAAGGAUUGGCAGAGUUGAAUCCAUCGUGGGAUGAUGAGCGCCUUUACCAGGAAGCCCGACGCAUUUUGAUUGCUCAAGCUCAGCACAUCACCUACAACGAAUGGCUACCUAUUCUUCUCGGUCGCACGAAAAUGGCCGAACUUGGCUUAUUGCCAUUGCAGAGUGGUUUCAGUACAGAUUACGACGAUCACCUCAAUCCCAGCAUCUUGAGCGAAUUCGUCGCCGGUGCCUUCCGUUUCGGUCACUCUAUGGUUCAAGGAAAGGCUUUAAUGGUCAACGAACAAAGGUCCAUUGAGAAAGAUAUCCUGUUACGUCAUCACUUUUUUAAACCGCAAACGCUCUACACUCCUGGAAAUCUUGAUAAAUACCUUAUCGGUUUGGCUACUCAACCCACUCAGAGAGUUGAUUUGUCAUUCACAAAAGAGCUCACUCAGCACUUGUUCGAAGAAGCAGGCAAGGGUUUCGGUUUGGAUAUCGUGGCUCUUAACAUUCAGCGUGGACGCGAUUUCGGACUUGGAAGCUAUAAUGAUUACCGAGAACUUUGCGGUGUCGGACGAGCCACACAUUUCGAUGGUCUUACCGAUUUAAUUGAUCCUGUGGUUAUCCAGCGUUUCAAAGAGGUGUACGCCACUGUGGACGAUAUUGACCUGUUUGUUGGAGGUGUUAGCGAGGCAAAAGCAGAAGGCGCUUACGUAGGCCCAACCUUCCAAUGUAUUCUGGCCGACCAGUUCUUGAAACUGAAGCGAGGAGAUCGUCACUUUUACGAUCUAGGUGGCCAACCCAGUUCAUUCACCGAGGAACAAUUGAACGAAAUCCGCAAGACAAGUUUAGCCCGCAUUGUUUGCGACAACAGCCAAGUUGAGGAGAUUCAACCAAUGGUUUUCAAGAUGCCAUCUACCAUCAAUCCUAUCGUGAGUUGCCAAUCUUCCGCCAUUCCUCGUAUGAGCCUCCUCCCAUGGCAAGAAGGUACUAAACCGAAGAGUGAUGGAUACUAUGGUGGAUAUUACUAGAAGGCUCAUUCUGAAAUUCCGAUUUUUGCUUGGCCAAAUGCUGAAACCGUUAACACUCAUGUCCUAGACUAGGAAAAUAUACAUUGAACAAAUCGGAA
Molecule: messenger RNA, 2686 nt
Organism: Daphnia carinata
Lineage: Eukaryota; Metazoa; Arthropoda; Branchiopoda; Diplostraca; Daphniidae
Product: peroxidase-like
Exons: 16
Coding region: 30-2588 (852 amino acids)
Biological process (GO): response to oxidative stress
Molecular function (GO): heme binding; peroxidase activity
Source: RefSeq, a predicted model, not a curated record